AUGGUUAAGCCAAAUGACCAGAGACGUGCAUCCGCGGACACCACCGCACUGUCCAGGGCUCUUCGAGAGUCGUCUUUGAGCGAAGAACAGUCGAGCCCCAGCCAAAGCUCGCCCAUAAAGCCCGGCAGCAUCCCCGUCGGAGGACUUGCCGACUACUGCAACUCCACUAAGCCUCCUGGCCGCAAGUAUCCUCGGCAAACCAUGACUGAAUUCGAAGAUCUUUACAUCGACGACACCCAAGAGGACUCGGAAGGAUUCGCAGACGGAGGCAGAAACAUCAAGAGCAAGGAUGAAACCGGAGGAACCAAGCAGGCAGCCAAGCUGACAGGUACGAAGGGCAAAAAGGGCCAGGCAGCUAAAGAGUCAAGAUCGAAGGCCGAGUCUAAAGCGGCCGUCUUGUCGCAGCCAGCCCAGGCCGAAAGCAAGAAGGCGAAGGGUAAGAGCAAGAAGACUGAGGAGGGCGAAGACGACGAAGAAGAGGAGGAAAAGGACAACUCGAAGGAAAAACAGUGGACCCCUCCUCCAGAGGCUAGAUACUCUCCGGAACAUUAUAAAGUUUUGGUCCAAGUUGAUCUACCAGAUUGUGAUUGUGGCUCUGCUCGUCCUUGUGUAUACCUAUCUUCCACGUUGAGUCAUCUUUGUAAGCAUAUACCGCGCUCCAUGAACGAGAUUGCUCGUGACAAAUCCGGACGAUUCAUGUCCGGCAUUAGCGUAACCGUACAGAACACGACAACAUCAGCUUCUCCAAUGAUAGAACAAGCCAUGGGAGUUUGUGGUGACUAUGGAUAA
This is a messenger RNA of Aureobasidium pullulans EXF-150, 789 nucleotides long. RefSeq lists its product as uncharacterized. The record is from RefSeq and is a predicted model, not a curated record. Bases 1 to 789 code for a protein of 262 amino acids. The transcript has 3 exons. Lineage: Eukaryota; Fungi; Ascomycota; Dothideomycetes; Dothideales; Saccotheciaceae.